UAAAGAGGCGCUCCGAGUCUGAAGUCGUUAACGACACAAAACAACAGCAGGCUGGUCAAGCGCUGACCUGACCGAACUUCCAGCUUCACUUUGAAUUAUGGGCAAAAAACACAAGAAACACAAAGCAGACAAAUACACACAAGACGAGUUCACGGAGCGACCUCUGAAACUGGUGUUAAAAGUGGCUGGGAAUGAGGUCACCACAGGCAGCCCUAGCCUUGAGAGUGUUCAUGACGACCAGGUAGAUUACGACAAACACAAAGACAAGAAAAAGAAGAAGAAAAAGAAGGACGAGAAGAGUAGAGCCAGUCCUCCAGUCUCACCGGUUGACGUGAAGAAAAAGAAGAAGAUGACCAAAAAAAGGAAGGGCACAGACUCUGUGGAGCCGGAUUGGGAUGAGCAGAGUAGAACUCCUGCUCGCUCGGAUGUUUCCCAGGACAAGCCCCUCACGCCCUCACUUGCCAGAAUGGAAGAAAAAGAGCAGACUCCUCUACAGGAAGCCCUGAGUCAGCUGAUCAGACAGCUCCAGAGGAAGGAUCCCAAUGCCUUCUUCUCCUUCCCUGUGACGGACCUGAUCGCCCCGGGAUACUCUCUCAUUAUAAAGAGACCAAUGGACUUCAGCUCUAUAAAGGAGAAAGUGAAGAAAGAGCAAUACCAGUCACUUGAGGAGCUCAAGAUGGAUUUCAGAAUAAUGUGCGAGAACGCAAUGAUCUAUAAUAAACCUGAGACCAUUUACUACAAAGCAGCCAAGAAACUCCUUCACUCUGGCAUGAAGAUCUUGAGCACAGAGAGACUAGAUAGUUUAAAGCAGAGCAUAGAGUUUAUGGCUGAUCUGCAGACUUCCAACAGCCAGUCAGGAGAGGAGGAAGUUGGGGCUUCUGACCCUGUCAAAGACAACUCAUCUGUCAUGGACACAAGUGACAACUCCCAAUCACCCCGUGUAGCCAACAAAGACACUCCAAGAAGGGACAGCAAGGACGAGGCUCAGAAGAGUGUUAACCAAGCAGAGAAAGACCUGGAAGAAAUCAAGAAGAUUGUUGAGGAGUCUGGUGGGAAACUCUCAAAUAGAAGCCUUCAAUGUGAGCUGGAGUUUGAGAGAAGAAAAUCUGAUGGUUCAACCACUCUGGGCAUCCUGAACUCUGCUGACCUGAGCGUUGGAGAUCCAGGGUAUUGCCCAGUCAGAUUGGGCAUGAUGGGUGGUAGACUUCAGACUGGAAUCAACACCCUUCAGGGCUUCAAAGAAGACAAGAGAAACAUGGUCACCCCAGUUACCUAUAUGAAUUAUGGCCCAUUUAGCUCAUAUGCACCGACAUAUGACUCCAGUUUUGCCAAUGUCAGCAAAGAGGACUCAGAUCUUAUUUAUUCCUUCUAUGGAGAGGACAACAGUCAACCAGGUUCAGAAAGCAUUGCAGAUUGCCUAGCUAAAUGUGAGGAGCACAUGAGCCGGUUGGCAGAUAAUAUCCUGGAUGCUUUGACCAGUGGAGAGCACUCCAAACAACUAAAGGAGACUGAAACUGAUAACUUGCAAAAGGAUGAGCAAGCAGAGAAAGCUGACAUAACUGAUGAUACUGAGGUUGUUGGGUCAGAGCCCAGCAGUGGUAAUAGCGUGACGGCUCUUAGUUCAGUGUUUGGUUUCAAUCUCGACCUGCUUCAUGAGAGCUUCGACUCAGAAGAAGCUGAGCAUUUCCAGCAGAAGCUGGAUGAGACGACCGUGCUGCUGAGGGAGCUACAGAAGGCUCAGAAAGAGAGACUAAGUGCUAAACAGCCACAAAACAUCAUCUGUUUACUGGCUCCUACUUCUAAAGAACUCCAGCUUGCGGAGAAAGUUUCGGGUAACCUUGCAAAGUUGACCAGUCAGGUGACUCCAGGUGAUGUAUGCAGUGUGUAUGGUAUCAGGAAGGCCAUGGGUAUCUCAUUACCUAACGACAAUGCAGAGGACACGUUUAUUCACCUGACCACAGUGGGAGAUAUAUCUGAACCCAUGGAGGGAGUGUGUUGAGAUCCCCAUCAUUGCAGUCUAUCGGUUCUUCUUAUUCAAAAUACCCCUACGAUGGUGCUUCUAUUUUGCAUUUGUUUGCUUUUCAUUUAUUAAACAUCUUUUUUUUUUUU
Myxocyprinus asiaticus (Chinese sucker) is the source of this 2109-nucleotide messenger RNA. RefSeq names its product bromodomain-containing protein 7-like. The transcript has 17 exons. The record is from RefSeq and is a predicted model, not a curated record. The coding region runs from base 98 to 1999 and encodes 633 amino acids. Gene Ontology annotation, cellular component: nucleus. Gene Ontology annotation, biological process: regulation of transcription by RNA polymerase II. Lineage: Eukaryota; Metazoa; Chordata; Actinopteri; Cypriniformes; Catostomidae.